Molecule: messenger RNA, 645 nt
Organism: Bombina bombina (fire-bellied toad)
Lineage: Eukaryota; Metazoa; Chordata; Amphibia; Anura; Bombinatoridae
Product: histone H1C-like
Exons: 1
Coding region: 1-645 (214 amino acids)
Biological process (GO): nucleosome assembly
Cellular component (GO): nucleosome
Molecular function (GO): structural constituent of chromatin; DNA binding
Source: RefSeq, a predicted model, not a curated record
AUGGCAGAGACCGCACCAGCCGCACCUCCUGCUGAAAGCGCCACUCCUGCCAAGAAGCAGCCGAAGAAGAAGGCGGCUGUAUCUGGGGGAGCCAAGAAAAGCCGCCCAGUAAAGUCCGGUCCCAGCGUGUCCGAGCUGAUUUUCAAUGCUGUAUCCGCUUCUAAAGAGCGCAGCGGGGUCUCCCUGGCAGCUCUCAAGAAGGCUCUGGCUGCGGGAGGUUACGAUGUGGAGAAGAACAGCCGCCUCAAGGUGGCGCUCAAAGCCUUGGUGAGUAAGGAGCGGCUCGUCCAGCUGAAAGGCAGCGGCGCCUCCGGCUCGUUCAAGCUGAACAAGAAGCAGCUGCAGAGCCAGGAGAAAGCGGCCAAGAAAAAGGCGCCAGCAGCAAAGGCCAAACCCAAGAAAGCAGCAAAGCCAAAGGGGACAGCGGCCAAGUCCCCCAAGAAGGCUCCAUCAGUGCCAAAGAAAAGCCCCAAAAAGGUCAAGAAACCUGCGGGCAAAGCCAAGGCCGCUCCUGCAAAAAGCCCGAAGAAGCCUAAAGCCGCCAAGCCAAAGAAGGUAGCAAAAAGCCCCGCUAAGAAAGCUGCCAAGAGUCCGGCUAAAAGGGCCGCUAAACCCAAAGCCAAGAAGGCGGCUGCUAAAAAGUGA